AAUGUGACAGCACAUUUCAGCUUUUCAUCAGCAAAGUUGCAGAAAAAUCGAUUUUAUUUUGAGCGUAGACGUUGUUGUUAGUGGUUCCCUACAUAAUUUUCAAUUUACAAGAGAAAAGUCGUUUAAAAAUAAACGCAAUUAUGUCGCACGUGUGUACAAAGAGUGGUGAAAAGGUGCAAGAUGAGAAAAUCCUGAUGCCAUAUACAUACAUUCAACAAGUACCCGGUAAGCAGAUCCGCACAAAACUAACGUCUGCAUUCAAUUACUGGCUGAAAGUCUCCGAUGAAAAACUACACGCCAUCGGGGAAAUCGUCCAAAUGCUACACAACUCCAGUUUACUGUAAGUAUCAUGGUAAAAAA
This is a messenger RNA of Ostrinia furnacalis (Asian corn borer), 360 nucleotides long. Its product is annotated as geranylgeranyl pyrophosphate synthase-like. Lineage: Eukaryota; Metazoa; Arthropoda; Insecta; Lepidoptera; Crambidae. The record is from RefSeq and is a predicted model, not a curated record. Gene Ontology annotation, molecular function: prenyltransferase activity. Gene Ontology annotation, biological process: isoprenoid biosynthetic process. Bases 141 to 344 code for a protein of 67 amino acids. The transcript has 2 exons.